GAAAAUGACCAUCAGCUCUCAUCAGGUAAACUUUGACUUGUUUGGUCUGAUCCACGCUCAGCCCUGAACACAUACGCUCAUUAUGACAAAGGUUUUGCUUUUCUUGUAGAUGUUAGGAUGCUGAGGCACAAGGAUGAACACGCGUAAUUGUUUUUUUUAUGAUUUAGAAACAGAAAACCUUAUGGCCUUUUUGAUAAACGUGCACUUUGCAGAAGACCCUUACCUGGAAUGCAGACAUGUUAGUAAUUUAUGAAAUAACUGUAUAUAAACACAGAGUUAAAGUGAAAUUAUUUAUAAGAACCUUCACUUUGGUGGCUUUUGGACACUUUAACACUUUUUGGGAGAGGAAAGCAUGGAUUUAAUCAGAGGAAUGUCUAAAUUUGAGGAUUUUACUGGAGUGGAGGGAAACCACAGCCUCGGCUACAGGAAUGCCCAGUGGAAAAGAAGAGGUGGAGAGAGGGGAGAAGGGGAAUAGAGGUUUCAAUGAUGGCUGGGUGCCAAAUGGACUUGGAUUCUUGGUGGAGGAUCUGUGGCGUUGCUAAGGAAACAGGAGUGUGACUAAAUACACUGAACCGACUGAAAUCUCAUCACUACUGGAAGGAAGAUUCAACAAUCAGUGAAAAACUCAUCCAGUACAUGUGGUGACAUCAAAGCGAGGAGGAUGCAGAGGUGGGGUAACCUGAGAGAUACUCGUUUUCAGUGACUUGCUGUCAAGCUGUUGACACGGUGAAUAAUAAAUGACUUGUCAAAAGGCUGUUCAGUGGGUGAUCACAUGACCUGAACAGACGCUGCAGGUUUCAGAAGCAGUUCGGUUACCAUGACAACAGACUCUAUAGAGACCGACACGGACUUACAAGUUCUGGGUAACAGAGGGGAGGUCCUGGAGCAGAAACAAGCUUCGCCAUUCAGUCUGACAGUCACCUGAGGAACAGAGAGCAAGUGGUCCAGGCGUCAACAGUGAGCUUCUGCCUUCCAUCUCCCCAGCAUGCAGCUCUCCCAGAGGCUAGACCAAAGACUCCACAAACUCAGAGAGGAGGUCAGAACCAUGACCCAAGAGAAGGAGCUGACAGAGCAGCUAUGGAGGCAGCGGCUGCAGCGCUGUCAGAGGCAACUGAAAGCCAAAGAGGAAGAGAUGAGUCGUCAGUCCCACUAUUUUGAGAACUUUAAAGUCCAACUUCAACACAAGCUCAGCCUGGCCCAGGACAGAGAGCAGGCUCUCCAGAAUCGCAUCUACACUUUAGAGAAGCAGCUUGUUGACAUGACUGUCAGCGCCGCCACGGGAACAGCAACAAUCAGAGCCGCCAGAAUUACAGCCAGGACCGUGACACGACCAGAAGAACAAGACAAGCUGCCCUCUAUGAGAGGAGAGGGUGAGGGAGAGGAGGAGAAAAAAGAAGAGAGGAAGAAGCAAUGGCUGCCAGAUGUUGGGGAAGAAAGGUCAAAGGCUAAUGAGGGGAAGUUGGAGACAGAUGUUGAUCAAGGAGGAAGCAAAGAUGCAAAACAGGCUUCGAAUGAGCCCAGGCUGCAAAGCUUCAUCAUCAGCCUGCAGGAGGAUCUCAAGGUGCUAUUGGAGAGAGAAGAGGAUGGGCUGACGGAGCGGAGGAAGCUCUUGGAGCAGCUCCAGGAGGCCCAGGAGAAUAGCCACUUCCUGGGUGGUAAAGUGGAGGAGAUGAAGGCAGAGAUUCAUCAGCUGAGACUGUCUGAGAGCUUCCUGAUGCAGGAGGUGGAAGAUCUAAGAGGCGAGAAUCAGAAACUCCAGCAGAUCUUCGGGAAUGUAGAUCCAACACCUCUUCAGUCAUCUACAAAACCUGAGAGCACGAGACCCCGAGCUAGCUGUAGUCCAGUUGUGCCCUUAACUACUCCUUCAGAUGUCUCUACUGUAAGAAAGUCCUCUGGCGGUUUGGGAGAGGCGCAGCAAACUGCUGGCAAGAACCAAGACCAUAAUCAUGCUUGUGCACUUUCACCUGUUGACCACCAGAAUGCAGCAGAGCACCUUCAGAACAACAGACAAAAUUAUUUCUCAUCCGCCAAAACUGAAGCAAAGCGUGAUUCUCUGAAUCCUUUAAACCAGUUGAGCUUUAAACCCAAAACUGAUUUCCAGCCACUUUCUGUCACUACGGAGUUCUUAAAUGAUUUUAAACUGGGAAACAUGGAGGAAAAUCCCAGUGAGGAGUCUGAUGCCCUCAGAGAGGCGUUUCAGAGCUUGGGAUUUGGAGAAGAUCAUCAUGCUCUUCGAGAGGAACGUGAGCAGCUGGAGGAGCUUCUUCAGAAGACACAGGCGCAGCUGGAGACCAUGACUCAGGAGAACACUCAGCUGAAGUUACAGCUCAGGAGGAGUGCAGAGGAGCAGCAGCAGGCAGCAGAACAGUGGUCAUCAAGAGAACAGAUAAUCACACCAUCCACCUUUGACAGAGAUGAUCAUCACCUGUCACUUUCUGCCAGGGAUGAUGCAGUUCCUGCUCAAGAUGACCUCGUUCAGGCCUUAAAUCAGGAAAACCGAGCCUUGGCAGAAAGGAUCCAGGAGCUGUUGGCUCACAUUGAGUUCAGAGAGAAGGAAAUUGCUAAGGAACAGACCCAGCUGAGGGAAAGUAUCUCUAGGAUGAAGCAGGAUGGUGUCAGACUGGAGCAUGAUAACCAAGAACAGGCCAGUUUAAUCUCUGAACUAAACAAGAAGACGGAGGAUGAUCUAAAUACCAUCAUGGAGCUUCAGCAGAAGUUAGAAGAUGUAAAAGCAGAAUCACAGGUUAAGCAGCAGCAUAGAGGCCAGUGGGAACGUGCACACUCAGCUGGAAUAUCAGGAAUGUUUUUAUACAACAAACAAGAACAUGCGGAUGGUGUAGUUUCUAGAGUGCUGAAAGGACAAGAUGAAGAAUCUUCAGUUUUCCGUCAAGAAGUUAACGAUUUGACCACAUCCCUGUCAUCUUGUUGUCAAUGUAAAAAUCAGCCUGAGUUAUUACAAACCAGCACACAGACUGGCGACCAUGUUGAUUCACUGACUGAACAAGUGGCUCCGCUCUCCAGCUCAAUCCAGAGCCUCAGAUCAGAGCAGGAAGAGCUGAUUGCCAGCAUUGGUUUUCUCAGAGAGCAGCAGAAAGAAGUCACCCUGUCAGUCCAAACGCAGACGGAAGAAAAACACCAGCUAACUCGUGCAGUUUGGGCUCUGAAGGAGCAGAAAGAUAACAUCUGUCAGUCUCUGGCCAGCCUCCGACAAGAGAGAGAGUCGCUGAGCAGGGCAGUCUGCGGGCUGAAGGAUGAGAGAGAGCAGUUUUUAAAGUCUGUUAGUGGCCUAAAAGAAGCAAAUGAGCAGCUAAACGAGUCUUUAUCUGCUCUUCAAAGAAAAAAAGAGACAGUGAUGGAAUCACUCUCAAGCGAAAAAGAAGAGAGAGAUCGAAUCAUGCAAUCUCUGCAAGGUUUGCAGACAGAAAAUGAUCAGCUGAGCCAAACAGUGCUUCAUCUUAAAGAACAGAGAGACCAACUAGCUGAUUCUCUCAGGUGUCUGACUGAACAAAGAGACCAGAAAAAACUAAAUCUCACUUUAAAAGAAGACCACGACCAACUGAUGCUGUCAGUCAGCAAUUUGAAGAAAGAAAGAGGAAAAAUAGAGCAUUCCAUCAACUGCUUGAGGCAAGAGGAAAACCUCCUCAUGCAGCAAAUCCUGGAUUUAAAAGAGGAAAGACACAGCCAUCAGACUCCCCUCAUUCAAAUGCAGCAGCCACUAGAUUUAUGCAGUGCUGAUGACAUCACAGGAAAGACGCAUGAUAGGACCGGAGAUCACACCGCGCCAGGAAGUGAUACCAGAAACCAUGGAGAUGCGUUUCCACAGAAACAAAAUGGCCUGAUGGAGGAGAUUGAAGCUUUGAGAGCAGAACUACAAAAAUCCCAACAGGAACUGGACAGGAUGCACUCAGAGAACAAGAGUUUGCACACAGAGCUCUCCGAGUCUGAAGCCCGGCGUGGCGAGGCAGAGAGAAAAGCAUGUCAGGCGUCUGAGCAGGUGAUCAGACUGACUGAGUCUGUCGGUCUGAUGGAAGACCUCAUGAAGGACAACAAGAGCCUCACAGCGCAGGGGAAGGAGCUGCAGAACAAACUGACUGUCCUGCUGAGAGAAAAGAAUAAUGCUCUGUCCCUGAAGGCCCAAACUGAUGAGCAGAACACCAUCCUCACCGCCCAACUCAAAGCUAAGAGUGUGGCUCUGGAGGAACUGAACUCUGAGUAUAUCGCUCUGAAACGAGGCAGAAGCAGCAGGGAGGAUGCGAACGCUGCCUUUAUCUCCCUCAGGGCCCGUUAUGAUGACAUCAGAGCUAAGUAUGAUUCACUUCUUAAACGAAAAAGCCAAACAGAUGUGGAAAUAGCUCCUUUAAAGGCCAAGCUGUCUUGCCUGGUGCUGAAGUGUCAGCAGAGGAACUGCUUGUUAGUGGAGAUGAUGAAGUCCAUGCAGAAACAGGUGUGUGUGGACCCCAGACUCACACAACAAGUCAAGCAUCUGCUCAGUGACGCAGCUCUGCAGGAAUACGCUGCAGCGUUUACACCAGGCAGCUACAUGCAGACCCAAAACUGCUGCAGUGAGUUUACACAAGACUUUAUUUCUAAAUUUCACCACUGCUGCAACAGAUUCACACGUGAUGAAACCUGCCCCAUUGUUUCGAUCUGUGUGAGCAAACAAGACGGCGUCUCAGCUGAGUCUGAAUCUCAGUGGGGCGAAGGAGAGAAAUAUUCUUCAGUAUUUGCAACUGAGACUUCAGCAAAUCUUCAGGCAGCAGCUGAAACACUAAAGAAAACCUCACCUGGGCCAACAUCACCUGUACAAGAGUGUCCAAGUGUCCCUGUGUCUUCAUUUGUCCCACUGAAGGACGACAUGAGCACAGAUAUGUUACAGCUGUGUCCUGCUAGUGGACUAAAUAAUCUGCCAGAGAAGUCAGGAUUUCAGCAUUUGAACAUAAAUCAAAAGUCCUCCCCAGAAGUGAUCAGUCGGGGUAAAAGUCCCACUCCUCUCUUCUCCUGCCCACGGGUCAAUCCCAGCAGGAGGCUGAGUAGUCCUGAGAAGAUUAUCAACCUUCAUGAACAGCUGCAGAAGACCCUGAUCAGCAACUUUCAGGCACCAGAGAGCAGAGGACGAGGACAGGAGCCCAGGAUGUCCCUUUCAGCCCAAGCUGACCUAAAUUCAGCCAACACAACAAAACACCUUUCCUACACUCUUCAGCACCUCCCCUCUGUAGUUCCAGCUAAACCUGCCUCCUCUGACAAAUCCGUGACUCUUUUUAAUGCAGUUGCAUCUAGAUCUGCUAAUAUGAGCAGCAUGUUCACUAACCAUCACCUUAAAGUGGAUGGUUUUAAAACUCAUUCCAGCUCUUCUGACUUUGCUCUUGUCAGCCCGACUCCCAGUAAAGACAAAAUAAACUCAUAUGAAGCCACUCAUGUGAUGAAGCCGAAGCAGACUAAGAAAGUGACCACUGUUCGUGAUGUUUCCAAUGCUACACAAGCAGCAUCUAUGCUGAACACACCAACUUUCCCUAAUUCCAAUGUUUCUGUCAUGACCUCUAAAGCAGACAGUGCUGCUCUGACUCCUGAUAGCUUUGCUUUACGCUCUCAGUCCGCUCAUUCCUCUUUAGAUCAAUCCAAAAGGUCUGCCACCACUUCCCUGGAAAAGACUUCAAGACCCAAACCAGAAUCUCCAGCUGAGGUCCGCUCUGUUGAAGUUAUUAAAAGAGUGGGUCAGAGCAGCCUCCUGAUUGGCUGGCAGAGGCCGCUACUUGACGAACUGGGCUGCAGUAACGGCACGUUCGUGUAUGGAUACAGAGUGUUUGUGAAUGGAGACUUCCACAAAUCAGUGAUGAGCUCAGCAUGCACCAAGUGCAUCCUGGAAAACGUCGAUCUUAGUGUCCCAGUCCACAUCAGUAUCCAGACUCUGGGCUCUAACGGUCUGCCCUCAAACAGCGUCCAACUCAUUUAUACCACUUUGAACAGAUCAGAGCAGAGGUGAUUUGAAGCCGGAUUAAAGCAGCCCUCCCAGUGACACAGAUCAGCAGCUGCAGCCCUCUGGGGAUGCGUCCUAACCUUCUCCUCUGCUGGGACACACAAUCACACUGCAUCAUGUGACGCUCGGGCCAGCCAAUCAGAACAAAUCGUCUCUCAUGGUUUUUAUUCCGGACGCAGCGACCUAAACCUAAACAUCCUUAUCUGAAGAUGCGAGAGUCCAGCCUCUACAAUCAAAGUUUCUCUGCCUGUAAAGACCCUUUUGACAUGUUGGAGGAGCUUUCACCUGCAGGACCUUUUGAAUAAGUGAGAUGAAAGAUCAGAGUGGCUUGCCCUCCUUUACACUGUGUGAAACACUGAGGAUCAUCGUUGGCCAUUAACCACAUCUGGACAGCAUCACAAAGUGAACAAGUCUUCACACUCAGUGGUCAAUAGUACUUGAUUUUUGUACAUGAAGCCAAAUAUGGGAAACGAUUCUUUACUCCAAAGACGUUCCUCUCUUCUCACAGGUCAAUAAUGUUUAUUUAGACAUGCAGACGGAAGGUUAAGUUGUGAAAUUUGCACACAAGAAGAAAUUUAAACAAGAUGAUCGCUGAUAUUUUUUGUAGAAAAUGUUCUAAGAAAACGCCAACAUCCUUUACCUCACCGUAUUUUUCUUUUUUAUGAAUGACACUUUGUUCUGCUAAUAGAUGUCAUCUUCUUUGCACUCAGUUUUCUUUCCUUUUUUAAUUUAACAAAUACAACACUGUAUUCUUUUUCUACUUGCUGUGUGUGUGUGUGUGUGUGUGUGUGUGUGUGUGUGUGUGUGUGUGUGUGUGUGUGUGGAGUGAUCAUGGUGCAGCAAAGGUAUUUUUAUAACAGUAAUGUUAUUUCCCACUGAUUCCUUUAGUAUGCACAGAGAAUAAAUGUUUAUUUGAUAUUAAAUAUCAAUCUGCUAA
Molecule: messenger RNA, 6911 nt
Organism: Nothobranchius furzeri (turquoise killifish)
Lineage: Eukaryota; Metazoa; Chordata; Actinopteri; Cyprinodontiformes; Nothobranchiidae
Gene: jakmip1
Product: janus kinase and microtubule interacting protein 1
Molecular function (GO): kinase binding; microtubule binding; GABA receptor binding
Source: RefSeq, a predicted model, not a curated record